Bursaphelenchus okinawaensis is the source of this 1377-nucleotide messenger RNA. The record is from the annotation of a GenBank genome assembly. Lineage: Eukaryota; Metazoa; Nematoda; Chromadorea; Rhabditida; Aphelenchoididae.
AUGCGGUCCAAAUCUCGCUCGUGUCUCCUUUUCUAUACCUUGCUUUUGAUUGUAAGUAAUAUCUUUAUGGUUGAACGCUGUAUAGUGAGAGAACGUUAACUUUGGAUGACAUAUUAUGUUGUCUACUCUGUUUAUUCUUAAAGUAUAAUUUAACAAUUUCUAUGAACUAGUCUUUUUACGUUGCAAAACGGUAUAUUACACUGAUUUCUAAACUAUUAUUCCACUUUUAGAUCAAUGGCUUGGCCCUGAUAGCCCUGUCCUUAUGGUUUCUUCUAGAUCCUUCUAAAAGUUACCUAUUGGACUUGGUUGACUUUUCCGAAGAUGAUCCACUCCUAAAGUUCACAGCUUACAUUGCUUUAGGCACCGGAAUCUGCAUAUUGUUCGUAGCGUUUGUAGGAUGUUUUGGCACUGUCAUUUCUGGCAAAUUUAUUAUGGGCAUGGUAAGAUUUUUGAAAACAGGUCCUUUUGAUACCGUAUAAACUAAGUAUUUGUUGUAAAGUAUUUCAUGACAUAUAAUAAGUUAGUUAUAGUUUAAAAAUAUUUUGAAAAGUAAAGUAAUUUAUAUACUUUUAGUACCUAUUGUUCAUGGUAUGCUUGUUAGCAGCAGCGGCCUCCAUUAUCACUUUACCGUUGAUCUUCAAGUCCAAAGUAAGUAAAAUCAUCUUAUCUAGUAUGAUAUUUAGUUCGACAACGACAGAAUGGGUGUGUAUCUGGGAAACAUCAGUUACAACAGGUACUAUCGAGACAAGUGGACUAUUCCUUUGAUGGAUUCUAUUCAAUUUUAUGUAAGUAAGAAACAGGAAGAAAAGUUUUAUCUUCACCAUUAAUACAACAAUGUUAUCCUAUAAUUUUACUAGCAACAAUCAUAACUAUUGGCGUUUAAAUUACUGUAAUUACAGCAAAAGUGUUGUGGAGGUAACAAAGGCGCUCUAGACUACCAGAACUCCUUUUGGUACAUAACCAAUGUAGAAAGAGGUACCAGAAGCUUUGUACCAUCGUCUUGCUGCAAACAGUCCCAAGAUGGACGAGCUUGGGCUUCAAGACCAAUAGACCCCUUGUGUAUAACAUACCCAUACGGUACCACUGCCUUCAAUACAGCUGUGAAUACUCAAGGAUGUCAUGAUAAGGUUGAAGCAGCAAUGAACGAAAUGAUCAUGUACUACGUCAUCGCUGGAAGUGCUACUGCUGUCUUAUUAGUAGGUUUUGAGCAUUUUUUUGAAUUUUUUCCUUUUUAUAGUAUCUAUAAUAUAAUAAUCCUUUACAAUUGCAAAGAAAUACAAUAAAAACUAAAUUAAAUUUUAUUUUUAGCUAAUUGGAGGCAUUUGCACAAUCUUCUUUUAUCGUCACUUGAAAUGGUAUCAAUACAUUCCACAAUAA